AUGGCUACUCGUGCUAAAUCAGGCAUCACUAGCCUAAUCCGAGCUGUGCUUAAAAAUCGAAAAUGGACGAAGUCUAUGAUGGUUGAGAUGGAUAAUCAUUAUGAGAAUCACACAUUUCCUCUUGUUCCAUAUGAGCCGUCUAUGCAUGUUUUGGGGAGCAGAUGGGCACCACAGACAUGGUUUGAUAAGUUCAGAAGUGAUCCGGAGCAGUUCAAGCAUUUGAUGGCAGCUCUCGGUUCUCAGUUUUCUAUGAAGGAUCUUGGCCAUCUACAUUAUUUUCUUGGGAUUCAGGUUGAUACAACUGAGAAUUGUUUGUUUCUCAAUCAGAAGAAAUAUACUGAGGAUAUACUGCACACUGAAUGGAUCUAUGACAACAAUCCUAUGCCAACACCGUUACCUCUGCAUCUGUUUCCAAACAAUGCAACAGCUAUGAAACUGUUUCCUCAACCCUCUUAUUUUCGAAGUCUUGCUGGAAAGUUACAAUAUCUAACGUUGACAAGACCAGGUAUACAAUUUGCAGUCACCUUCAUGUCAGAGAAUGAAUCAACCGACUCAAUCAGACUUCAAUUUGCUGAAGCGAAUUUGAUAGACCAUUGA
This is a messenger RNA of Brassica napus (rape), 597 nucleotides long. RefSeq lists its product as uncharacterized. Bases 1 to 597 code for a protein of 198 amino acids. NCBI's taxonomy places the organism in Eukaryota, Viridiplantae, Streptophyta, Magnoliopsida, Brassicales, Brassicaceae. The record is from RefSeq and is a predicted model, not a curated record. The transcript is spliced from 4 exons.